AUCAGUCUUAAAUAGUAUCAUAUUCAUGGCAUUUUCAUCACCUCAUCCAAUGCCCGAAAAUCCCAUUGAUUUUCGCGCCCCGCCGCCAUCUCCUAUUGCCUCUGGCCGGAGAUCAUCUGUGGCCAAUGAUGAUGUGCUUACUGAAUUUCUUGAGCACUCACUACGUGUACCAGAUUUAGUUUUGCCUGAUAAGAUCUUCCCUAGGCAAAAGAUUGUUGAAACGCAGCCAAGAAUUGAUUUCCAAUCGUUGCAUUCCGCGGACAGUGAUUCAAUUCCUAGGAUUUUGGAUUCCCUGUCAAGAAUCGGGUGCUUUCAGUUGGUAAAUUAUGGAAUUCCAAGUGAUUUUACAAGAUUGGUGGUGGCCAUGGCUGCUGGGAUUUUUGGGGUGCCGCCGGAGAAAAGAGUGGAUGUGACAAUGUCCCCGGAGAAGCCAUAUGGGUUCGAGGAAAUGCAUGGGGAGGAGGAGAGUGAAUUGAGAGAAGAGUUUGUGUGGUGUAGAGAUGAGAAUUUGAAGUUAGAUAUGGAGGGAAUAUGGGCAACUGGAUAUUCAAAUUUCAGUGAGAAAAUGGAAACUCUUGUAUCUGAUAUGGAAAAUGUAGCAGAGAAAAUUCUGCAAAUUCUGAGAGAAAAUUCUCAGAGGAAGACAAUGUAUGGAGGAGAUAUUUUGCAGUGGCAAGAUCUGGUUGGCUCAGUGUGUCAUCUUUAUAAGAAUAGACAUAAUCUAAGGGCAAACUCUUUAGGAUAUGAUAUGAUCGGAAUGCUGAUAAGGGGAACCGAUUACUCUCAUGCACUGUGCCUGCAUAUUUGUGAUGGGUCUUCAGAGUUCCAUGUUUACUCCAAAAAAGGAUGGGUAUCUUUUUGCCCAGAUAAAGAUGCAUUAGUCGUCACUGCUGGAGAUCAAACACAGGUACUAGUUACAUAA
Messenger RNA from Hevea brasiliensis (rubber tree), 922 nucleotides. Its product is annotated as 1-aminocyclopropane-1-carboxylate oxidase-like. Lineage: Eukaryota; Viridiplantae; Streptophyta; Magnoliopsida; Malpighiales; Euphorbiaceae. The record is from RefSeq and is a predicted model, not a curated record. Bases 26 to 922 code for a protein of 298 amino acids. The transcript is spliced from 2 exons.